Molecule: messenger RNA, 984 nt
Organism: Mesoplodon densirostris (Blainville's beaked whale)
Lineage: Eukaryota; Metazoa; Chordata; Mammalia; Artiodactyla; Ziphiidae
Gene: FKBP6
Product: FKBP prolyl isomerase family member 6 (inactive)
Exons: 8
Coding region: 1-984 (327 amino acids)
Molecular function (GO): peptidyl-prolyl cis-trans isomerase activity; protein binding
Source: RefSeq, a predicted model, not a curated record
AUGGGGGGCAGCGCCCGGAACCCGGGAGUCCUGCAAAGGGACGACACUCCCAGCCAGUCUCCGUACCAGCGGUUAAGUCAAAGGAUGCUGGACCUUUCCGGAGACCGGGGCGUGCUGAAGGAUGUCAUCCGAGAGGGCUCUGGAGAGCUGGUGACACCGGACGCUUCGGUGCUCGUGAAAUAUUCUGGGUAUCUGGAGCACAUGGACAAGCCUUUUGAUUCCAAUUGCUUUAGGAAAACCCCUCGGCUCAUGAAACUUGGAGAGGAUAUCACACUUUGGGGCAUGGAGCUGGGCCUUCUGAGCAUGCGGAGAGGAGAGGUGGCCAGGUUUCUGUUCAAACCAACCUACGCUUACGGAAUGCUGGGCUGUCCUCCCCUCAUCCCCCCAAACACCACUGUCUUGUUUGAGAUCGAGCUGCUUGACUUUCUGGAUUCUGCUGAGUCAGACAAGUUUUGUGUCCUCUCAGCCGAGCAGCAGGAUCAGUUUCCACUUCAGAAGGUCCUGAAAGUGGCAGCUACUGAACGGGAGUUUGGCAACUACCUUUUCCGCCAAAAUCAUUUCUAUGAUGCCAAAGUGAGAUAUAAACGGGCCUUUUUGCUUCUCCACCGGCGAUCAGCACCCCCUGAAGAGCAACUCCUGGUGGACAGCGCCAAGCUGCUUGUUCUCCUUAACCUGUCCUUUACGUACCUGAAGCUGGAGCGACCCACCAUGGCCCUGCACUAUGGAGAGCAGGCUCUGAUCAUUGACCAAAAGAACACCAAGGCCCUCUUCCGAUGUGGACAGGCCUGUCUCCUCAUGACUGAGUAUCAGAAGGCCCGGGAUUUUCUAGUCCGAGCCCAGAAGGAACAGCCCUUCAAUCACGACAUCAAUAACGAGCUGAAGAAACUGGCCAGCUGUUACAGGGAUUACAUGGAUGAAGAGAAAGAAAUGUGUCGCCGAAUGUUUGCUCCUGCUGAGCACGGCUCUACAGUAGGAGAAAACUAA